This is a messenger RNA of Ostrinia nubilalis (European corn borer), 3748 nucleotides long. RefSeq lists its product as uncharacterized. The record is from RefSeq and is a predicted model, not a curated record. Lineage: Eukaryota; Metazoa; Arthropoda; Insecta; Lepidoptera; Crambidae. The transcript is spliced from 3 exons. Bases 517 to 2232 code for a protein of 571 amino acids.
CAUCCGUAGAUGUAAACACGGCUUAAUUUCAUACUGAAUGUGUCUAAUGUGUCUAUGCCUUAUUUUUAUGGUUAAUGUUGGCAACACUAAAUUUUAUAUCUCUCUUCCUCAUCACACUCUCACCAACUCGUACUGGUUUUUGUAAAUAUUGUGUUUUUAUAAAUAAAAGUCAAGAUUAAAGUACAAAAUCUUGUUAUUUGUAUGUUCCACGAACAUAAAUGGUGCCGAAACUCUAUAAACAAGCUUCGACAAUAAACUUCGAGCAACGAAACCACACCUUCGCCGGCCGGCAAGAAAAGUAAGCUGAUUUCACUACAUAUUGCUGAACAUACACUUGCACAAGAAUAAAUAAAUCGAAGGCCAAUCAAUACACUAUUGUGCCAUAUUGAUUUGCAAGUCGCAGUAGCCAAAAGUGAACAAUUUUAUUCAACUUUGCAAGAAAAUAACCGGCCGCCAUUUUGGUUCCCUUUACUUUGCAUCGAGAAAAAAUAUCACCACGCCCUGCCAUUUUUCGCCAUGACCAUGGAUAGCGAUUCGGCUGAAAAGGAAGUGGACAAGAACGCAAGGAAAGGUAUCAUAAGAAAAAUCGCACAGUGUAAAGCGUCGUUGACAAAGGCAGAAAAUUUUAUCCGCACAUUGGAAUCGCCAAUCAACAAGGACGUGGUAUCUGCGCGGCUACAACAACUGCAGGAGGUGCUGCCAAGGCAUGAGCAGCUACUGAUCGAAUUAAGUACUUUGGACGACACCCUUGAUGAAGACUAUUUCGGAAACGACGCGUUCGAGGACCGGUAUUUGGCGAUCGUGGCGAGCCUUCGAGGCCUACUGGCGCCGCAGCCGCCGUCGCCGGCUCCAGCAUCGGGCGCGCAGCAGUCUACAGACGCGUGCGCUACCAGUGUGAGGCUGCCAGAAAUAGACAUUCCUGCGUUUGACGGCAAGGACUACACAAAAUACCACUCGUUCAUCGAACUCUUUAGUGCAGUGAUAGAUAAUAAUUCUAAAUUAGCCGCAAUUCAAAAGCUUUUCUAUCUUAGAAAAUACUUAAAAGGUGAGCCAUUGUCAUUAAUCGAAGGAUUACCCGUCACCGGGGACUCGUAUGGAAAAGCUCUUGAAUUGUUGAGAAAUAGAUAUGACAAUAAGUUUCUUAUUAUCACUAACCAUGUACAAGAGCUGCUAGACUUCAAUCCACUAGUAAAGGGAGCGGCUACCAACUUAAGAGAGUUAGUGUCACAUGCUCGCCAGCACUUAGGUGCACUGAAAACAUUAGGACAACCGACCGACAGCUGGGACAUGAUAGUUUUACCCAUUUUGUUGCGAAAGGUCGACCAGUUUACUUGCAGAGCCUAUCAUUCGGAGCGUGACACCACAAAGCUGCCCCUACUGGAUGACUUCUUCGCUUUUGUGGAGCGGAGAGCUAGCAGCUUCGAGGAGAGCCAAAGAAGUGAAGGUAAGAGCAACAAUAAUAAUAACACUUACAAAACUAAAGUGUCAAACUAUGCAAGCAAAACUGCCACACAGUCGUGGUCUUGCAAAUAUUGUAGUGAGCAAACACAUAGAUUAUUCAAAUGUGACAAAUUUCUAGCCAUCUCACCAGAGGAAAGGCUCAAUUUCAUUUCACAAAAUAAUUUAUGCAAAAUAUGUUUCAAUUCUCACACAAAUAAAUGUAAAUUUCACUUCAAAUGUGAACAGUGCAAGGACAAAUCGCAUAAUACUCUCUUGCACUGCAAUGAAAAAGUAUCAAUGCACAGUAAUUCUAAUGUUAGCACAAUAUUGCUGCCCACCAUCAAGGCCAAAGUGCUCUGCCGGGAUGGCAAAUCACACAAAGUAGUCCGGGGACUAGUUGACAGUGGCAGCCAAGUGUCAUUUAUGACAGCUGACUUAGCAAAAGCAUUGCAAUUACCGCUAAUUGAUAGCAAUUUAAAUAUCACAGCCUUGGGGAAACAAAACAAAACAACCUCAAAAGCUGUCAAUGCUGAAUUUGUGUCACUUCAAAAUAAUUAUAAGUGCCAAGUUAAUUGUUCCAUAGUGGACCAAAUUACAACCAAGCUGCCACAGCAACAAACAGUCACCUAUGGACUCAAGAGCUCAAGCUACCUGGCCACCAGAUGUCUCCAGGAGUUAGCAGACCGGUUUGGGAGCAAUAUGCCGCUUGCUGCUGAGGUCAUCCGGACAGCCAUGUACGUUGACGAUGCUCUUUUUGGAGCACAGACCAUCGAUGAAGCUCUUGAGGUUUAAGGCUCAAGCAGCCAGCCAGUUUAUGGGAUCCCUGCCCUCCGAUCGCGUCACCGAGAGCCACCCGUUCGACAAAGUUGGAAUCGACUUCUGUGGUCCGUUUCAAGUAAAACAAUCGGGCAUGCGGAGGGCCGUUGUCACCAAAGGCUACACACUGGUAAUUGUUUGCUUCGCCACUAAGGCUGUCCACCUUGAGCUAGUUUCAGACAUGACAACUCAAACAUUCUUAGCAGCCUUAAAAAGAUUCAUUGGCAGACGCGGUAUUCCCGCCAUUAUUAAUUGCGAUAAUGCACAAACGUUUAAAGGAGCCGACAACGUGCUCCACGACUUGUAUAAAUUAGUCAAUUCCAAAAAGCAUCAAUCUCAAGUGAGUGUGGCUGCUGUAGAGAAAGGAAUAACCUUUCGCUACAUCCCCUCCUACUCCCCCAACCACGGAGGCCUCUGGGAGGCCGCCGUUAAGAGUUUUAAGUUCCAUUUCAAAAGAGUGGUGGGGGAGAAUAAAUUCACGUACGAAGAAUUGACCACUAUUUUAUCCGAAAUAGAGGGUAUCCUGAAUUCCAGGCCCCUCACGCCGCUUUCAAGCGACCCUGCAGACCUAACAGCCCUAACCCCAGGACACUUCCUGACUGGUCGUCCACUCAUAUGUAUCCCUGAGCCGGAUCUAACCGAUAUCCCUCUAAAUAGACUAAGAUUCUGGAGGCGCUGUACUCAGGUCAAGCAACAUUUUUGGAAAGCCUGGUACAGCCAAUAUUUAUCGCAGCUAAAUGUUAGAAACAAGUGGAGCAAACAGUUACCAGAUGUGGAAGAAGGCAGUUUAGUUUUACUAAAAGGAGACAACGUUCCCCCGCUGCAGUGGCCCAUGGCGCGAGUGACGCGGGUGUUUCGGGGAAGCGAUGGGAGGGUAAGGGUCGCGGAGCUCAAAACCGCUACUGGUCUAACCCGUAGGUCUAUUAAUAAAAUGUGUAUCCUUCCCAUAGAUUAUUAAGUAACAAGCCAUUUUAAAACUGUUAAAUAAUUUUUAACCAUAGGUUUUUAAGCAAAUGUUAACUUGUAGUUAUGACAUGCGAAUUUUAUUAAAUAUUUAUGGCAAUUUUGAGUCUGUAAACUGUGAUAACUAAGUAGUAAUAUGUAUAGGGUGUUACUUAAACUUAAGAAUAAAGAUUUAAUUAAGAUAUAACUUCAAUUGUAUCAUGCAAGUCAUUACUAAUGUAACUUCAUGACUAUUACUGUAACUGCAUAACUAUUAACGUAACUGCAUAACUAUUAAUGUAACUGCAUAGCUAUUUUUGUAACCUUUUGCCCGGGAGAAUGUCCACAUCCGUAGAUGUAAACACGGCUUAAUUUCAUACUGAAUGUGUCUAAUGUGUCUAUGCCUUAUUUUUAUGGUUAAUGUUGGCAACACUAAAUUUUAUAUCUCUCUUCCUCAUCACACUCUCACCAACUCGUACUGGUUUUUGUAAAUAUUGUGUUUUUAUAAAUAAAAGUCAAGAUUAAAGUACAAAAUCUUGUUAUUUGUAUG